UCAUGGCCCACACUGCACUGAAGAGCACGUCGAGUGCGCGCAGAGAAUAGAAGACCAGAUCCACUGUCCGUCACCUGAGGCUUGUUGUUGAUGCUGCAGACUUCGCUGUCGCGCACUUCCAUCGACGCCACCCCCAGUCCGGCCAGUUGCUGCCUUCUGCCUCGCCUUCUUUGUGUGUCAUAUCCAGCAUACACUACCCUGCCCAGCCUUUCGCCACAACCCUCCACUCACUCACACCUCGACUCAUACUCAUCCUCAUUCUUCUUCACUCUUCUUCACUCCUAAUACUCAAGCGCUGCCCACUAGCGCCACUUGCUCUCCCACAAACCGGCUGCGAGGACGGACAUAUCGCCACCGCCUUGCUGCGCAACACCGCUCAUAUCUAGCGCGAUCAAUCCUGAGCCUGCCACGACCUAUCACUCCACCUCACCUGUCGACUCACUUCGACCAAUCCUCCUCUGACUGCAUCUUUGCAACCAGCCUCGACGGCAAUAUAUCGAGAUAGUCGCCUUCACUAGCAGUACUACUCGAUCUAUACGCCCACCACUGUCAGCAUGAUCCUCUCCAUGCCCUACGCCAACACCCCAGUCAGCAGCUCAUACACCUCCAAGUCCAUCGAUUCCGUCCUUCUCGCUCAGAAGUUGUAGAUACAGACAACCAUUCGGGAAGAUUUUGGAGCUUCUAAAGACCAUACUCGUCUUUGGGGGCUUUGCGAUUCGUUGAAUCAGCUGCGGAAGAAGAGACACACACUGCUUGGAAUACUGAACCUGCUGGCUGAGGUGGAAUUUGCUUGAGGAAGGUGCGACCCCGAUUCGGCCUUGCUACAUCUUUGACCUCCUACCUCCAGUCAAUCAUUUACGCGUCGACAACAGCAUUUUUGCUUAUGUUUGCGCGUACUCUUUGAUUUUCAACGUCUUUCCGCAUCUGGAAGGCGUCCCUGGGUCAUCAAACACUCAUAACGGUUAUACUCUGAACGGACACAUCUACUGCAUAGCGAGGCGCAGGAUGAACUCGGAAUACGUCGAUCGUGGCUCUGAUGGCUUUUCAUCACUCCCUGAGCAUCGUGGCCCAUACGAGCCGUCGAUCGCAUCCUCUGCGUCGUCUUCAUCACACCUCUCUGUCUUCUCAGACACCCUGUCAGCAUCAAGCUCCAUAGCGAGCUCCGUUUCGGACGACUUUCGAUAUACUCAUGACGAUGCACGAGAAAGAGAUCGGAUAUCAGCUAGAAGAGCCUGCAGUGCUCAGCAAUCUAUUGAAGGGUAACGGACAGUGCAUGUCUUAUGCGGACGUGACCUCGGUCCCAGCACCGCAGCGUCAACAUCCGCGAAGGACUUCUCUGUCAAGGAACCAGAGGCCUCCACCUCUUGUUAGACAACGCGAUCGAAAGAUCAACUUCGUCGACAAUCUCGUCGGUAAGCACAUCGAAACCACAUCUCCCCAAGACUCAGCAACUCAGAUGGUGGAAGUCAUCUGGCCGCUGUCGAUAGUCCCUUGUCAGAGUGAGGCUAGCGGUCGAGGCGUACUGCCGCUCCGCACUUACAUUGAAGAGACACUGCGACGAUCGCGCACUAGCUAUUCAACCCUUCAGGUUGCACUCUACUACUUGGUCCUCAUCAGACCACACGUACCGAAGCGUGACUUCACCAUGGAGCUGAGCAUGGAUUCGCCAGCAGAGCGUGCAUUGAUGUGCGGACGCCGCAUGUUUCUCGCAGCUCUCAUUCUUGCAUCGAAGUAUUUGCAGGACCGCAACUACUCGGCCAAGGCCUGGAGCAAGAUGUCAGGGCUGAACGUCUGCGAGAUCAACACCAACGAGCGCACCUUUCUCAGCAAGGUCGACUGGAAGCUUCACAUACCAAAGCCAAUCUUUGAGAAGUGGCAAGAGGUCGUGCUUCGGUACACGCCUCAGCCUCCACCGUCUCCAAGCUGGAGUGUACCAUCUGCGACAUCUACUUGGAAGCGUAUGGUGCCUCUGCUCACUCCAGAGCUUGACAACUUGCCAAUGGUGGAGAGCAAGAUGGCUUUGGAAAGCAAGAUGGCUUUUGACUCCGAGCCAGCUUUCUGCUAUGACGUGGGCUCACCGACGACACCAACUCCCGCUAAGAUGGCGUUCAAGGUACCUCCACUCGACUCUACAUCACACGAGAGCACACCAACUGCCAUGUCUACCCUGGCUUCGCUUCCUCGCUUCUUGGAGCCCAAGCCAGACAUCGCACCGCCCACUCCCGGCUUGGCUCGCAUGGGUCCACUGCCUACGCCGAACAUGACGCCGUCUUCGACUGCCACCAGUACUCCUGCAGCGAGUGUGUGUGGUUCUCGUCGACCGUCGAUGUGCUCUGCAAUGGCUUCGGCUCAGAAGACCAGCAUGAACAGAUGCAUCUUUGAUUCCAACCCCGCUGGCGUGCCAAGCUUCGAGCCCAGGUACACAACCACCACAAGACGUCCAUCAAUCAUGAGCAUCGCUUCUACCGGAUCCAGCCCAGAGUCGAUGGUGUCUGACAACUCGAGAGCAUCGCGCUCGUCGUCCAUCUCUUCCGUCUCCACAGCAUCCUCGUAUUCGUCAAUGGCGCCACAGCGAGCUUGUUUGGCUCGCCAGGCGACUUGUCGCAAUGCUGGAUUGCUGCCCAAGUGGGUCAAGGAAGAGACCGAAGGGAGCGCGAUCCAGCCAAUCAUCAUCGAGGACGAUUUGGAGAUGGUGUCAAGCCCAGUCACGGCCGACUUUUCCAUCAGUGAGAAAGUCUCCCAUACACCUCACAGACACAGUCGUGCUUCCAAGCAUGCUGGACACAACCUGCCUCCAGCUGCAACAGACAAGGGCCGGAAGCGUGUUCGCCCACACGGCAAUCGCCGCUCCGAGCUUCAAGAAGAAGUCCGAUAUUUGCUCAACGAGUCCUUCGAGGACUCUAUGGAGUUGGAUGACCGUGAUGUGUCGCCCACUCCCGCAGCGUCGUGUGCAAUCAACAUGCUUGGACGCUACGACUCAUUCACAAUUAUGAAGGAGGCCCAGCCUCCAGCAUCAAUCUCUCGCCGAGAGUCGAGUAGCAGGGUGCCUGUUCAAAAGAAUGAAGGCAAGAAGCGAACUUGCUGUUCCAUCGCAGGACCAAUGUCGAUAUCACCUGUUCCUUUAUGCGGCAUCACGUUGACAUCAAAUGACACGAAUGGGGGCGUAAGCGGAGCAAUCGGCGCAUGUAACUGUAGUUUUGAAGAAGAUGUCCCACGAAGCAUGCCAAACUCAGACCUUCGUUUGAAACGAACUCACAUUACAUACUUGUUUUCAUGUUCGCUUCAAGAAGAUAAGUCAUUAAACUGUCACGGUGGUCACGGAGCGAGUGCGACUCUGCGGAUUGAAGAUUGCGCCUACUGUGCUAUAACAGGUCAAUCCCCAUACCAAGUCCAAGUCCACUUCGUAGCGACAAGAUUGAAAUACCAAGUCAUUGAAAGGCGGGAAUGCGCGAAACAGAGGCGACUGACGUUGCUCAUGGCUAUCACCAGAAGUAAGGCAAAGGCCUCCAAAUGGAGCGAAGAAACAGGCGUUCUCAACUCAUCGGCACUGCAGAAGCUCCAGGUCACGUGGUCGUCUCAGAGCAUGACAGCAGCAGCAGCGAAGUUGUAUGAAGUGAGGUACGCUGAUCCUGCGCCUGAGGAGCUGUGGAGUAUGAAUCUUUCAAGAAAUCGCCGUCGCAAGACACGUCUUUAUGUCGAUGCUUGGCUGGGCGAAAUGGUAAUUUUGCUGACGAGAGCGUGUGUUGGUGUGCGUUAUUGCCUGCCUGGCACUUGCAUGCUGCGCGUCUCCACGGAUAUAGUACUAUGUGCUGAGUCCAACUUGUCAGUGCCGAGGAACCACACCGCCAUUUUGAAACACGAUAAAAACCACGUAAAAGUGCCCCUAUUGCCUACCCCUAUACGGCUCAAGAGAGGAGGCGGCUCUGCGGACCGUACUGACAAGUUGGACUCAGCACAUAGUAUCAAAGUCGGGAUGCAUCGAAGCGCGAGGGCCAACCAUGCAUCGCUGCCUCUGCCUCGUCUAUCCCCCCCCCCAUCACACUCUCUCCCACUCCUCUUCUUCACCUCAUCCGUCCUUGGAGUCUGCACUCUCAUCUCUAUUGAAACAUUGGCUUGGCAACGCGUGUGGUCCGCGCAGACCAGCUCACGCUCCCUGCGAUCUGGUAGGCCGCAACGCAAGCAGCGCUGGCAGUCCCCGCGCGAAAAUCGAGCAGUCCGUAUGGCAUCAAAGCGAAAGCUCGAGACCUGGGACCCCACGAAGAGCGACAGUGACGACCUUGACUGGGACGGGAAAGAAGCAGCAUCUCCCAAGCCACGAUCGCGAGCACGUUCGCGUAAAGCCAACAAAGCUUCUCCGCAGAAGCGGGCAGCCAAACGCCAGCGAUACGACGACAGCGAUAUCGACCCAGACAGCGACGCCGGCAGCGAGGAAGAAGCAUCCUACUCCGACGCAUCCGAGGAAGCGCCACUCGAGAUCAAUCCACGCACAGGCAGAGGCCAGCGAUCGGUGGCGAAGAAGCAGAUCAAGUACGAGGAGAGUGAUGAGGACGACGAGAUCAUAGCAGACAGCGACGAAGAAAGCGAGCGCGAUCCCAUACAGCCCACGCCUGCGCGAAGCCGAACGAAGAUCAAGCUUGCAGCGACCAAGAAAGCCUCGUUGAUUGUCAAGCUAAGAGUGCCGCUGAGCAUGGAUGGCGGUGGAAGAACGACACGCGCCCGCACUUCCAGCAGAUCUAAGAGACAGCCCACGCCGCAAUCUGCUCCCUCGACAGGCAUCACUCGCCGCAGCAGUCGCAUUUCACACGACGAACAGGAUCCGCUGUUUGCUCUCACCGAUUCUGGUAAGCACGAAAUCGUCACCAGAGCUGGCAGCGCGACUCCGGAGCCUGUUACGCGUCGCACGACAAGAGGAGGCAAAGGGCUUAAAAAGCCGCCCGUGAGCGCCAUAUUUGAGGCAUCACAGGAAGACCUCGAGCAGAACGCGCCUGUUGCAGAGGUUCCGCCCACAGCUGAAGGCGCAGACUUUUUCUCGAAGCUGGAGGCUAGUCAGCAAGAGCCGCAAGUCGAGCGCACAUCUCCAGCUCCCUCUGGCACGAAGGGCGACGGUGACGAUAUUGUGAUGGAGGAUCACGAUGAUGAAGAUGAAGAACACGUUGUGCAGGAGUCACAACCUGACCCUGAUGACGCUGAAGAUGAGGAUGAAGGGCCGAUCUCCAGAGGCGGUCGCAACCUCAGAACGCGCCGAAAAGCAUCAACGCCGCCAGCAUCACAUCCUACUGAAGGGAGGACGCGCAGAUCGCUACGUAACACUAGACGAUCAGGCGCGGAGAACACGAGUGAUUUUGAGCCGGACGCUGAAGGCGAGGCAGACGCAGAGGAGGAACUCUCCGAUUCGGACAAUCAUCUCAAGCCCGGCCGUGGUAGGAACAGCAGCAAUGAGGCAAGUUCCCAGGGCGGUAGGCGAUCAGGACGAUUGAGUCGCAAGUCCGCGUCUCAGCGCAGCCGGUCCAGGCGGAAUGCUUCAGCAGACGAGGACGAUGAACCAGACAUCGAUGAGAUCGCGGAUGAGGCCGCAGAACUAGAAGAAGAUCGGCGGAGGAUACAUCGGGAGCGACCCAGGAAACAACGCAACAAAGAUCGCUCUACAGAGAUCAACUUUGAGCCAAAUCUACGAAAUCGUGGAAACCGGCCAGACUAUCGUAUCUUGCGACCGGAGCUCCUACUUCCCCUCGAAGACGAUGAUGCACCCGCUCUGCCAGCUGCCACACCUCAGCGCAAUCGCCGUGGUGCUACUCACACCUAUCGUAGUCUGUUCUCGACAUUUGGACCUUUUGGCGGUGGUGGAGGGCCACCUCCUGUUCUGGGCGGUGCAGAAGCCGCUGGCGCUACAGGUGGUGUGGACUCGGACAGCAGCGACGACGAGAUGGGAGGUCGUGCUGGUCAGCAAGGCGUUGGUGGCACUGUAGGUAUGACGCCUACAUCUGCAUUUCCCAAGCCUUACGCUGCUCCUCAAGCCCUCAACAACGACCCUCUUACUGGACCUGGAGGCGGUCCACCUGGACUUGGUAAGGUCAAGGACAAGAAAGCGCUCGCCGAUGCUGACCCUCUUGGCGUCGAUACAAAUGUCACUUUCGAUGGAGUUGGAGGCCUGGAUAAUCACAUCAACCAGUUGAAGGAGAUGGUCGCCUUGCCGUUGCUGUACCCGGAGGUCUUUCAACGUUUUCACGUCACUCCGCCGCGAGGCGUCCUCUUCCAUGGUCCUCCUGGUACUGGUAAAACACUGCUUGCGCGAGCUUUGGCAUCCAGCGUAAGCUCUCACGGCCGCAAGGUUACGUUCUACAUGCGUAAAGGAGCCGAUGCACUCUCUAAGUGGGUUGGUGAAGCUGAAAAGCAGUUACGCUUGCUCUUCGAAGAAGCUCGGAAGAAUCAACCGAGUAUCAUCUUCUUCGACGAAAUUGAUGGUCUUGCACCUGUCCGGUCUAGCAAGCAGGAGCAGAUUCACGCUUCCAUCGUGGCAACCCUUCUGGCUUUGAUGGACGGCAUGGAUGGUCGUGGCCAAGUGAUUGUUAUCGGCGCAACCAACAGACCAGACUCUGUCGACCCUGCUUUGCGACGGCCAGGGCGCUUCGAUCGAGAGUUCUACUUUCCUUUGCCCGAUGCAAUUGGACGUCGCAAGAUCAUCGAUAUCCAUACGAAAGGCUGGGAUCCGCCUUUGCGACCAGACUUCAAAGAUCAGCUCGCGGAGCUCACUCGUGGCUACGGAGGUGCCGACCUGCGAGCGCUCUGCACGGAAGCAGCUCUAAACGCCGUGCAAGGCACUUACCCGCAGAUCUACCAGAGUGAUAAGAAGCUCAUCAUCGAUCCAAGCACAAUCAGGGUUCUGGCCAAGGAUUUCAUGAUCUCGGUGAACAAGAUCGUGCCUUCCUCAGAACGAUCGGCGUCGUCAGGCGCCGCGCCUUUGAAGAAGGACAUCGAGCCACUCUUACGACGAGCGCUUGAAGAGAUCACUGCACGGAUCGACAAAGCUAUUCCACGCAAGCGCAAAGUGACAGCUCUAGAAGAGGCGAUGUACGAUGAUCGUGAUGAUGAGCUUGGGUUCGAGAAGGAAACGAUGCAGCGGGAUUUCGAGGCAUCCCGCGUCUUCCGACCUAGACUUCUGAUAAAAGGCGUCGAAGGAAUGGGCCAGCAGUACCUGGGCGCUGCUCUGCUCAGCAAAUUCGAAGGCUUACAUGUACAGAAUUUUGAUCUUGCUACAUUGAUCAAGGACUCGACGAGAGUAAGUUACGACCUGUCCAGACCAAGAUUGCCCCAUACUGAUCAAUCCUUACUUUUCGAAGAGGUCAAGCGACACAAGCCCAGUGUGAUAUACCUGCCAGGAGUGAACUACUGGUGGGAAACGCUAUCGGACACCGUAAAACGAACGUUUGUUGGCCUCCUGCGCAGCUUGCAGCCUUCUGAACCCGUGCUCGUACUGGGCGUCCUGGAGCUACAGCACCCAGACGAUGAGAUAGACCCUCAGCUGCUUCGAGACCUCUUUGGCUAUUCGACACAGAAUCAGUACGCCCUGCAACGGCCCGACAGCUUUGCACGCAGCGAAUACUUCAGCUCCAUUCUUGAUUUCAUUCGCAAGCCUCCUAGUGAGUUUCCGGACUUGGACCAGCGUAAGAAACGCAAGCUUGCGGAACUCGAGGUUGCUCCUGCUCCUGCCGCACCCGAAGGUCCCAGCAAAGCCGAGCUCAAAGCACAGAAAAAGAAAGAUCACCAGACUCUGAACAUGCUCAAAUUACACAUACAACCUGUCAUGGAACAAAUAAAGCUCAAGUACAGGAAGUUCAGGACGCCAAUAGUUGAAGAGGCGACCAUUGCCUAUCUAUUCGACGAGCAGAACCCGACGGUCCUCACAUCAGAUCUUACCGAAGAGCAGAAAGCACAACAACUCCUUUUCAGACCUUAUGAGAUCGACCAGGAUGAGAAGGGCGUACCUGGAAUUCGUGAGGUUGCCUCUCAGAAGUUCUACUACAAUCUCGAAAUCGUAACCAUAGAGAAGCGCUUGUCGAACGGAUACUACAAGCGGCCUAAAGAUUUCUUGGCCGAUAUCAAGCGCUUAGCAAAAGACGCCAAGGCAUUUGGAGACCAAGACAGACUACUGAAAGCUAAUGAGAUGCUGGCUAACGUCGAAGUCGACAUGGGCACACUCGAGGUCACUCAGGCUGCUCUGUGUGCGGAGUGCGAAGCUGUUUACGAACGCGAACAAGAACGUGAACGGAAACGGGCUGAGAAGGUCAAAGAGGCCCAGAAGCGUGGCGAGGAAGUGCCAAAGAUCGUGCCCAAUGUGCCUCCUCCCGACUGGUCGAAAGCCACAACGGAAAACUCUGGUCCGGUUGUACUCGGUCAGGAGGUGCCAGGAGCCAACCCUUUUCCUCUCCCCCAAUCCAACCCGUGGAGCACAACGAAUGGCAGUAGCCACGAGUCUCAUCACACAAACGGCUCAGUCGUACCACCCCGUCCACGAGAAGAUACAGAGAUGCUGGACAAUGAUCCGUCAAACGGUAGACAUCCCCCGCCUCCGCCCCUAUUCCAUCAAGCUUCGGCUCAGACAAAAAUUCAAGCAGGCUCCCAGCUCGAACAGUAUCAGAAUAGUGCUUCGACUACGAAUUCGAGCAACGACGGUGCCAAGAAGACGAGCGACCGCAGCAGUGGCCAUACCAAAAGCACCCAGGAAUCGAAUGGGCAUCCAGACUUCUUCAUGAUGCGAAGCGGCCAUGGCUCUGGAAGCCAACUUCCCGACACCCAACCACAGUCCCUCGAGUCACGUUCCGCCCCAACCACCACCGCCCCAGAACCACCGCCUCAUGCCUCCUCCCAACAAUCCUCCCCAGGCAGUUUCGCCCCCCGCGCCUCCUCAAUCAACGCCCUCCUCAACAACCCCGAAGACGAGGAGAACCCCGACCCUACCACCACUACCCAUCCCGCCCCUCAACUCAUCCUCGACGACCUCAGCCUCUCAUCCUUACUCCAAGAACUCACAUCACGCAGUAGCGGUCUCUCCCUCGAACAACUCGAACAAGUCCGCGCACAAGUCAUGGAUGUCAUUUGGUGUGAACGUGGGAAUUGGAAUCGUAAUCAGGUUUGGGGCAGAGUUCAAGAGGUUUUUCAUUUUGCGGUCGAGGAUAUUGAGGCUUGUCAGCAGAUUUUGGAGCCGUCUAGUCAGAGUCAUGGGAAUGGGAGAGGGGAGAGGGUUGGGAUAUGGAUAUGGUGGGAUGUUGGAGUGGACUUGAGUGGGGGUGUUAGGUGUUGGACGUGUGCAGUGGACGUAGACAGACAGGACCAUACCGCAUUAUCACCUUCACUCAUCAUCAUUAUCAUUAUCAUACCCUCUGUCUGUAUCAAUCAAUAA
Molecule: messenger RNA, 9397 nt
Organism: Pseudocercospora fijiensis CIRAD86
Lineage: Eukaryota; Fungi; Ascomycota; Dothideomycetes; Mycosphaerellales; Mycosphaerellaceae
Exons: 24
Coding region: 1190-9397 (2735 amino acids)
Biological process (GO): positive regulation of transcription by RNA polymerase II; regulation of cyclin-dependent protein serine/threonine kinase activity
Cellular component (GO): nucleus
Molecular function (GO): chromatin binding; ATP hydrolysis activity; ATP binding
Source: RefSeq, a predicted model, not a curated record